AACCAGGGUGGGCACUGAUGGUACCUCGCUCCUCUGUCCCCAGCUGGAGCGGGAUGUGCUCAGGGUCUCUUCUCCCCGCUGCCUGGCAGAUUACUACAGCCCGGCCAUGCUGGGCCUGAAGACCGACCAGGAGGUCCUCGGGGAGCUGGUGCGGGCGAAGCUGCCGGCCGUGGGGGCCCUGAUGGAGCGGCUGGGUGUGCUGUGGACGCUGGUGGUGUCCCGCUGGUUCAUCUGCCUGUUUGUGGAUGUCCUGCCCGUGGAGACAGUGCUUCGGAUCUGGGACUGUUUGUUUAACGAGGGCUCGAAGAUUAUCUUCCGGGUGGCCCUGACCUUAAUUAAGCAGCACCAGGAGUUUAUUUUGGAAGCCACCAGCAUUCCAGACAUUUGCGAAAAGUUUAAGCAGAUAACCAAAGGCAGUUUCGUGAUGGAGUGUCACACAUUUAUGCAGAAAAUAUUUUCAGAACCUGGAAGCUUAUCCAUGGCCACCGUCGCCAAGCUGCGUGAGAGCUGCAGGGCCCGGCUGCUGGCACAGGGGUGAGCGUGCCUGUCUCCUGCGUUGCUUGUCUCCGCACAGACGGUGAUUCUCCUUUCCAGAGUUGACGCUGGACCAGCUUUCACUGCUUUCCUUUUUAGUGUUGUGAACACUUGACAUCACUACACUUCAGCUGUGAGUUUUUUAAAAGAGCAGUUUAAAAUCAGGUCAUUCUACCAGCUUUUGAUUAGUUAUGAAGUCCUACUUUUUAAAGAACACUUUUUACCUGAGGUAUCAAUAAUUUAUAAAAUGUUGAGAUGUGGGUUUGUAUCUAAGAAUGUAUGCCAACACUUGUGAGUUUGUGA
Molecule: messenger RNA, 837 nt
Organism: Piliocolobus tephrosceles (Ugandan red Colobus)
Lineage: Eukaryota; Metazoa; Chordata; Mammalia; Primates; Cercopithecidae
Product: growth hormone-regulated TBC protein 1
Exons: 4
Biological process (GO): regulation of GTPase activity
Molecular function (GO): small GTPase binding; GTPase activator activity
Source: RefSeq, a predicted model, not a curated record